CUCAAGAAAACCAUCCCAAGCUAGCAAAGCCUACCAAGCUUAGCCACAAACCAGUAAGAGCAAUGGCGCCCUCCAAGCUCGCCCUCUUCCUCGCCCUGAACAUGGUCCUCCUCGCCGCCGUGCAGGGCUGCGGGCCCUACUGCCCACCGGUCGUCCCCACCCCGCCGAUCCUCCCACCUUCCGUGCCGUCGACCGGCAGGGGCAGCUGCUCGAUCAACACGUUGAAGCUGGGCGUGUGCGCCAACGUGCUGAACCUGCUGAAGCUCAAGAUCGGCGUGCCGGCGAACGAGCAGUGCUGCCCACUCCUAGGCGGGCUCGCCGACCUCGACGCCGCCGUGUGCCUCUGCACCGCCAUCAGGGCCAACAUCCUCGGCAUCAAGCUCAAUGUCCCCAUCGACCUGACCCUCCUCCUCAACCAGUGCGGCAAGAAGUGCCCCGCCAACUUCACCUGCCCCAUCUGAUCCAUCCAUCCAUGCAUAAUCGUUCUACUAUUUUGCAUGUCAUACACACGCACCAUAUGUAUGUUUUAUCCGCUACAGUUGAUAUGUCAGGCGUUUGCAUGGGCUAGCUCGCUCGUGCAUGCAUGCUUGAUAAGCUUGUGAGAUCAAUGUCAUUUUUUUCUCGUUAUAUGGUAUCUAAAUGCAUGAUUUGCAUAUCUGUAAAAGGAUAUACAUUCUUGUACACGUAUCUGUAACAAAAAGUUUGUUCAAGUUGGGUUAACUCGACCCGUGAUAUGCCA
This is a messenger RNA of Hordeum vulgare subsp. vulgare (domesticated barley), 739 nucleotides long. Its product is annotated as cortical cell-delineating protein-like. The record is from RefSeq and is a predicted model, not a curated record. The transcript has a single exon. NCBI's taxonomy places the organism in Eukaryota, Viridiplantae, Streptophyta, Magnoliopsida, Poales, Poaceae. Bases 63 to 461 code for a protein of 132 amino acids.